GUCUCUUCCCACCCCCGGUUUCGUUGUUCCAGUAGCAUCCUUUCCGUUCCCAAUUGCCGCUCGCGAUGGAUCCGAUCGGUCCGAGCGGCCGGAUGGAUUUGUGUGCGGAUGGGAGUGGAGGGGGAACUCUCCCCGCCAGCUGAUAAGCAGCGUCCGGGCUGCACACCUUUUGGGCUGGAUGGUUAACGCAGUGCUUUCUUAUCAGCACUUCAGCGUCUUCGAAUGGGUAUGACCGUCUUGCUUUAUCGAUGUCUCCCGGCUGCUGCCCCAUCGGUAUCGGUGGUAUCACACCGGGCACGACAUCUAAUCGAACGAUUGCGGCUUUGUGAAGGGCUCUGGAGGAGUUUUUCCUCUUCUUGUAUCACUUUAUUGAAGCUUUAUAAGACACCGAGUCGUUGCGGUUCGGCACGCACCAGUCGUUGCUAUCCGUCUGUACGGGGUUGUGCAUGUGCUCGCCAUCAGCGAAAAUCUCACCCAGCGAAGACGUCCUUCUGCGCGAGAAGUUUGCAACCUGGGGACUUCGGUUAAAGUCGGUUUGGGUGUGAUUAAAGUUUAGGACAUUGCAGCCCGGUGCCAUCUAUCAAAGCAAGCAGCACAAUAUGGACCACAAUCAUGGCGGACCAGACGACAUGGAAAUGUUGUGCCCGAUGCAGAUGUCUUUCCAUGCGGGCAGCUGCGAGGUGAUCCUGUUUCCCAGCUGGGCGACAACGGAGGUCGGUGCGUUCGUCGGUGCCGUCAUCGGGUUCUUUCUGCUCGCGUUCGCGUACGAGGGGCUCAAGUACGGCCGCGAGCUGCUGCACUUUUCCGAUGCGUCCAAGCGCGGCGGCGAGGUGAACGAUAAGCGUACGCUCCGGCAAGCGCUGCUGAACCGGGUGCACAUCAUCCAGACGCUGCUGCACCUGCUGCAGGUGAGCGUCUCCUACCUGCUGAUGCUGAUCGUGAUGACGUACAACUGCUGGCUGUGUCUGGCGGUGGUGCUGGGCGCGAUGUGCGGCUACUACGUGUUCGGCUGGGUGCGGAACAGCUCCGUCGACCCGACCGAGCACUGCAACUGAGUGCAGAGGGACCUCUGCGCCACUAGUUCGCUACCGAAACGGCCUUCAACUGCCACAAUCUGAUGAGACCUCCACUUACUGUUUUGUAGUUUCUAAAAUAAAUCUCUAAGCAUGCAUAAUA
Anopheles coluzzii is the source of this 1176-nucleotide messenger RNA. RefSeq names its product high affinity copper uptake protein 1 (gene Ctr1B). The transcript has 3 exons. Gene Ontology annotation, molecular function: copper ion transmembrane transporter activity. The record is from RefSeq and is a predicted model, not a curated record. Gene Ontology annotation, biological process: copper ion transmembrane transport. NCBI's taxonomy places the organism in Eukaryota, Metazoa, Arthropoda, Insecta, Diptera, Culicidae. The coding region runs from base 600 to 1055 and encodes 151 amino acids. Gene Ontology annotation, cellular component: membrane.